Molecule: messenger RNA, 2965 nt
Organism: Oncorhynchus keta (chum salmon)
Lineage: Eukaryota; Metazoa; Chordata; Actinopteri; Salmoniformes; Salmonidae
Product: L-threonine ammonia-lyase-like
Exons: 11
Coding region: 260-2461 (733 amino acids)
Biological process (GO): L-serine catabolic process; L-threonine catabolic process
Molecular function (GO): L-serine ammonia-lyase activity; threonine deaminase activity
Source: RefSeq, a predicted model, not a curated record
GAAGGAGGGGCUAGGCCAGGGCUGGAGGCAAGCUGGGCUGGAGGGCUGGGCGGCGGGCGGGCAUGUGCCUCUGGGUAAUCACUCCUUAAAUAGCCCCAGGAAGGGAUCCAGGGCAGUGCAGUUAACACAGUGGGAGCGCUCUGAGACGACACACUGUCCCACACACUCCUGGACGCGCAACACAGGAGGAGCAGGGAGAGGACUUUUCGGGACUUAUCCAGAGUGGAUCCUGGGACUAUAGCUGAAAAGGUGGUCCAGGAUGAACUUUGCCGCCCAGUUCAUCUACGCCAACUAUAUCAGAGAUGGAUCGCCUAACAGAGUGGGAUUCAGCGAUAGUGAUGAGAAUGACCCCUUCUGGCAGAGGUGGGACUCUACAGAUUCAUCACCCAUCCACUGUACCCCAUUAGACACAGAGGGAUUUCCCACCCGAGCCCUGGCUGUAGACGUACCCCCCCAACACCCUAAGGAACCAAAUACUCCCACUGCCGCUUCUCCUGUAGUGACUCCUGCUGUGGCUCCUUCUGCACCUCGUGUUGCACCUCUUCCUGUUCUCCUUCAUCCUUGUUCUGCACCUCUUCUCUCUCCCCAAGGUCAACUAACUACACCAGCCACAACCUCCAGUCUCCACCAUCUUCCUUCUCCUCGUGCAAGGAUAUCUACCAAGUCCUCUAGAGCCACCAGUAAACCCCUUCCUGUCCCCAAAUCUAACGCCAUCUCCAAUCCCUGUUGUUCUCCUCCUCCACCUGAAACAGCACCUCCACCACCUCCAGCUUCCCUUGCUCUCCCCAGGUCCACAGUAGUAGCCAAGGCCCCCCUUAGCCAUGUCCCUGCCCCUGUGAUACCCUCUCCAGACCUGGGGAACAGAUUUCUCUUGCCAGCCUUCCACGUUCUGAUAUGCCUCCUCCUCCGCCUGGUUCUAUCCUUCAUCCUCUUCUUCCUCCCCAGCGAGACGCAGCGUCUUGGGUCAACUAAACAGGGCUGCUCCACCUCUUCCAAGACUACCAGCAACAAGGACGCCCCCGUUUGUAACGGGGUUGCGGGCGUGCGGCCCACCCUCAUCCACCCAGAGCGCCUGAAGGACUUUGGUAUUGAGGAGGAGGAGUGCCUCAAUGGGGAAGUCAAGACCAAGGAGACCAAGGUGGUGGGGGCCCCUCAGAUCCAGCUGAUGGACCCGCCCAAGACUAACAAGAAGAGAGGCAGCGAGAGCAAAGCAAUCACACCACCCAAGCCUGAAUACCUCCGCUUCGAUGACAUCAGUGCUGCAGCCUUCAAAAUCCAGAUGAGGAUGCAGAAGACCCCCUGCAUGUACUCCAGACUGUCCAAACAGUACGGCAUGGAGAUCUUCCUGAAGAAGGAACACCUCCACUACACAGGCUCAGUGAAGGAAAGAGGCGUUCUCUACAUGCUCACCUCCCUCAGCCAGGAGCAGCAGAAGAAGGGGGUAAUUGUGGCUACAAACUGUAGCUUCUCCAUGGCCGUGGCCCACCAUGCAGUGGAGUUGAGGAUCCCAGUGUUUGUCAUCAUGCCAGCCAGCUGUGCCCAGCCCCACCUCAGGAUGUACCGUGACUACGGCGCCAUGGUAAUCUCCUACGGCAGCACGGCCAGGGACUCCCUGAAACACGCCCGCCACCUGGCCAAGGAGAACGGAUACCUUUACCUGGAAGAGGAUGAUAGUGCUGUGUACUUGGCAGGACUGGGCACAGUAGGCAUGGAGAUCUAUGAGCAGGUGCCCAAACUAGAUGCAGUCAUUGUGCCCGCUGGUGGGCAGUGUAGUCUACUGGUUGGCACAGCAGCCGCCAUCAAACACCUCAACUCGCGCAUCACUGUCAUAGGAGUUGAACCAGAAGGAUUCCCGUUGCUACUACAGUCCCUCAAAACAGGCAGCCCGGUGACUAGAGAACUAUACAGCACCCCAAACAAGAAGCUUUAUGGAGACCUAUUUGAGCACUCAAUGGGGACCCACACCGUCCAGCUGGCUAAGACAUUUGUCGAUAAAGUCAUCUCUGUCAGAGAGGAGGACUCUCUGGUAGCCAUGCUAAGGUUCCAGGAGUUUGAACACUCCACAGUGGACACAGAGGGAGCCAUGGGACUGGCGGCCAUCUUGGCUGGUCAACUACCAGAGCUGAAGGGCAAAAGGGUAGCUGUGGUCGUCAGCAGUGCUAACAUGGAGUUGGACCUGAUCAGACAGUGUGUUGACCGAGCCCUGGUUCUGGACGACCGGGUCAACAAGUUUACGGUGCAGUUGGGGGACUUUCCAGGGGACAUGGCCAAGCUACUGGACAUCCUGGCCCGAGAGGACAUCAAGUUGUUGGAUGUUUGCCACCGUAGACACAAUGACAGAGGCGAUCUCUUCAAGGCUCUGGUGGAGUGUGUGGUGGAGACCAGAGAUAAGACACAGAGCACUCAGCUCCGCAGGACACUGUCUGAGCGCUACCCCACACUACGCUGGCUGGACCGGUGAUCAACACACGUCACGGCCUCGUCACGGCUCUCACUCUGAACACGCACACACACGGACAAAGCAUGCACGCGCAUGCACACGCAUGUUCGCACAUGCACGUCACUUGCAGACACACACACACACACAAUUAAACAGACAAUGAAACAGAAACAUUGUGAAUGUAUAUGCAAACUCACACAUAACACAUGCAUUGAACUCUUUUGCUGCAAAACUACCGAAUUGCAAUUGCUUUUGAGUAUCAGUGAGUAUAAUAAAGCCUUUUGAUUAGUAUAGAUUAUACAGGGAGAUACACUUUAAAUUCGGGAAUAUAUGGCACUUACUGCAUAUGCUGCUCUGAUGAGAAAACAAUACUUUCACCCCAUACUUCUGUUAUUAGGGAGCUCAGGGGGUACUUUUGGGCCAGUUUCCCGGACAAUGAUUAAGCCCAGCUGAUCCUAACAUAACAGUGGUAGUGACAAUUAAAAGCAUUAUGUUCUGGAAAUAAAAGUUGAUGAUGAUGACGUA